Astrephomene gubernaculifera is the source of this 392-nucleotide messenger RNA. The record is from the annotation of a GenBank genome assembly. Lineage: Eukaryota; Viridiplantae; Chlorophyta; Chlorophyceae; Chlamydomonadales; Astrephomenaceae.
CAGAGCUGCUGGUGGGGGUGGAGGACCUGCUUGUUGCGCCCUUGGAAGACCCCGCUGCGACUAGCGAGGCCGGCAGUGCAGCCAGAAGCGGCGCCGACGCCACCACCACCGGAGCCCCGCAGGCCGCGGCUGCAAGCGGCAGCAGCAGCGAGGGCACCCCCUUGCGGACCCAGCAGGGCCGGGUGCUGGUGCUGUCUACCACCAGCCGGCCCACGGCGCUUGACAGCCUGCUGGUGGGCUGCCUGGGGCGCAACGAGAAGCUGCUGGUGGCUUCUCCAGACGCGGACCAGCGCGAGGCUUUCCUGGUUGGGCGGCUGAUUGCAGAGGGUGCCGCGCUGGGGGUGGAGCAGGUGGAUCGGCUGGUCAGGUAUGGCAGCCGGGGCGGCAUCGGG